This is a messenger RNA of Pocillopora damicornis (cauliflower coral), 4964 nucleotides long. RefSeq lists its product as uncharacterized. NCBI's taxonomy places the organism in Eukaryota, Metazoa, Cnidaria, Anthozoa, Scleractinia, Pocilloporidae. Gene Ontology annotation, biological process: regulation of transcription by RNA polymerase II. Gene Ontology annotation, cellular component: nucleus; cytoplasm; transcription regulator complex. Gene Ontology annotation, molecular function: DNA-binding transcription factor activity, RNA polymerase II-specific; RNA polymerase II transcription regulatory region sequence-specific DNA binding; protein dimerization activity. The record is from RefSeq and is a predicted model, not a curated record.
UAACUCAAGGUCACGCUAUUUAAAUCCGUGCUAAAUUCAGCGUUUACCUUGCUUCGACGGUGUUUCUAAACGCUCGCUAUUACCGACUGAAAUUGCUAAUUCAAGAUUCAAUGUUGGAAGGAGAGUCUUCUUUUCGCUGUAUUCCAAUGUCAAAGAUGCAGGGAAAGUGCGAUGGUCUUCACAGCCCUCAGAAAAGACGAGAAUCUUCAUGGCCUGGUAACCCGUCGAAACGACAUAGAGAUCGACUUAACGCCGAGCUGGAUAACCUCGCGAGGUUGCUGCCGUUUCCUGAGGAAAUCGUCACGAAACUGGAUAAAAUAUCUAUUCUCAGACUUACAGUGAGCUAUUUGAGGGCGAAGAGUUUCUUUCAAGUUUCUAAUGGCAGACAUGGGCAAGAAGAAACUUGCGAAGAACUAGUCAGAGAGGUUGAGGGAAAUGGUGUCUUCUCCCAGCUGUCUCUAGAGGCUCUGGAUGGAUUUAUUGCUGUGAUAACACAAGAAGGGCAGUUGUUUUACGUGUCUGAGAAUGUUAGGGACUUUUUGGGUUAUUCACAGGCUGCUGUUAUUCACCAAAGCAUGUUCAAAUUUCUACACAUUGAUGAUCAGGAUAUGGUGAAAAGUAAUCUAGCUUGGCCAAAGCCAAAUGGGAAAAAGACAAAAACACAAGCAGAUGAAAAAGAUGGAGGAAAAUUAAGUCUGAGUAGCGUUAAAACAGGUUCUGAUGAGAAUGACAGUUUGAACCGCUCAUUUACCUGCCGGAUGAAGUGUACUUUGAAUCAUGGUGGUGGAUUUUACAAGCUUUUCAGAUUAUCAGGCAGAUUGAGGGAAAUCCACACUCGUAAACGAGACAGUCAGGUGGUGGAGUAUGGCCUUUUUGCCAUCUGCUCACCAGCAAACAAUCCAAAUUCUCAUCAUGCAGGUGUGAAUAUUAAGAAAGAGGUUGCCUUGACUGCUCAGAAGAGAUUGGAAAGAUCUAACAGUGACCCAGUUUGUGUAAGGAGAACUGGUCUUCCUUUGACUGGAAUGUUACAUUCCAUGCCCAUCAGCCGUCACUUUUCAAUGUCUGAAAAUCGUUCUGCGGCUGUCAGUCCACUGGCAUCACCUACAACUUCUACUGACUCUGGUCACCCUUCUCCAGACUCUAGCCAAGGAGGAAAGAUGUUACUGACAGAUUCAGAUGUACGUAGUGAUGGCAGUGAGGUUUCUCCACCAUCAAGCAGCAACUCUCAAGAUGUUGAGGGAAGGCCAGCCUCAGAACGUCUUAUGUCUGGUAUAAACAACCCAUUUGUAAAUCCCCACAGGAUUGAUCGGAAACGAGCUGCUGCUUUUAUGGAUUCUAUGAUGGCUGAAGACAAAGAUCCCACAAGGAAACGUUCUCGCAGCUUGGCAGAUGCUGAAUUGUUCUUACGAGAUGGCAUAGACCACAGAUCUUUGUUCUUCAGAAAUAACCUGCCCACUGUUCCUGAAGUGAAAGUAGAAAAUGGUAAGAAGAAAGAGGAAUGUACCCAGUCUUCUGAUGUGCCUGGUAGGAGACUAUUAAACAACCAUGACAGUAGACUUGAUGCAGCUCAGGGUCUUGUGAAUCUUGGAAACAUGGCUUCCCAGUUUCCUGGACUUUGUGCUUUUCCACCUGAAUUGAUGUAUCCUGAUGUCAUGUUUCCACGUGUUGAUAUGCUUCAUGAUCUGCAGCACUUAAGGAAUCCUUUUGACAUUCACAAUCCCUACUGUCUAGGAAGUGAUCCCUACACAGCUGCUUUGGCUAUGAGGAGAUGGCUCAAUAAUCCUGACAUGUUCCGUUCUCAGCUGAACCCACUGUUGGCUGCCCAAUCAGGGCUCCUGAGCCCAGCUGAGAGGCUGCGCUUUCUUAAGUUUCCAUUUGGUUACCCCUCUCCAUUUUCCAGUCCAUCACCCUUUGAUUUUAGUGCUGCUGCUGCUGCUGCAGGGCUGACAGAAAGGAACCUGCCUGAGUAUGCCUUUAGGAGCCUCUACCAGAAUGGCCUGGUUCCUGAUAUGGCCAGGAGUAGUGCUUUAAAAGAAACAGAGCAGAAGCAGACUUCAUUCACAGAGAAACAGGCCAGAGAAGGGAGCUCCUCUCCACCAAGUAAAACACCUAGCAAAUCAGCAACCCCUGAUAAUUCCAAGAAGAGUGAAGUAGAAAAUGGAAAAGAGAAAAAAGAGGAAAGUGAUAUGGAUGAAUUCUUUGAAGAGAAGAAAAAGUCAAUAAAGGAUAGAAAUGCUGCAGAAGAGGAUGAAGAUGAAGAUGAAAAAGUUGAUGUGGUGGGGGGAGUCAAGCCAACAUCAGUACUGCGACAGACAUUUGCAGGGAUUCAAGAGGAAUUCAAUAGUCGAUUGGAGAACUUGAACAAGUCAUUUGCUCGAUCUUUGGAUCAAAAUAUGACUUGCCCUUGAAGCAGGUAAGUUCCUAGUAGCUAUGGAAGCCUUAAAAAUUGUCUAGAAAAGAUGUUUGGGCCAAUUGAAACUCAGUCCUUGAGUUUUUUCGUGAAUUUUUACACAUUUUUGUCUUCCUUCUCCAUUUCUUGUGCCAGGUCUAGUUUGUUUUGAGUCAAAUCUCUCAUUUUCUUUUAUAGUACAAUGCAGUAUUCAUACAAUGAUGAAUUAUUAAUCUGCGUCAGUCUGUCUGUUUGUGCCUCCAUUGUCUUUCUUCAUACUUGUGUUACUCUUGUCUCUUAUUGGACACUAGAAAGCAAUGUGCUAUAGAGCCCAAAGAUCUUUUCUAACCUCUGACAGUUGAAAGGGCUUCCUUGGUCAGCCCUUACUGUUAUUUUUUCAAUGGUUAUAGGCUUGUCUAUAGUUUGGACAAUUGGGUUAUUGAAAGUAGUUAUUGUUUCCAAGCAAUGCACUCUAGAUUUCAACUUCAAGAAUAUGGAACAACUUAGAUAUGUAGUGAUUGUAACAUGCUAGAGAUCUUCUUAGUAGUUGUAUAGCUGCAGUGUGAAGCUUUGUAUAUUGCCUUAUUUGCUUUUGCCUAUUUUAGAGAUAAGGUUUGCUAGAUUACAAUGGAGGUGAAAGGAACCAUGAAUAUCUGUUUCCUUUUUAAGGUAGUGUAUAGAUUAGGUGUGAUUAGCACAUAAGGAUAUUAGAAUGUUAGUUUUAAGGAUUUUGAGGACUACCUCAUUCGAUUUAUUCACACCCUCUAGAUUAGGGUGUGGCAGAUACCACAUGUACUUCUUAGCUUCGUUCUCAGACCAGCUUUGGACAUAUUGUCUUCAAAGCACUGAGAACCAGGCACAAAAUGCUUCGCUUUGGCAGGGCAUUGGGAUUCAAAUAGAAAAUGGGGGAAGACAAUCUUGUAUUAAACUGUUCAAGGAACAUGGAAGGAGAGUUUCCCCAAAAUUUUUGGACAGAAAUCAUCAGUUGUUGUGGAAUGAUAAAACUGAAUAUUGAUCAAAGGGAUCAUUGGCUGACUGCGGACUGUCGGGGGUAAAAUUGUGUCCGAUUUUUCCAAUACCACUUGUACUUCUUACUAUGCGAGCAAGAAUCAUUGUUGCUUGCUGCCCUCAAGGGUUAUCAGUGCAUUCUCUAGUAAUUGUGGAACAGUUAUUGAGAUUGCUCAGUUUAUUUUUCAUGUAUGCCUUCAGUACUUGCCUGUAACAAAAUAGCCGACAGCAAAGAUUUGGGGUCAUUAGAAUUAACUUUAACUUUGCCUGCUUGGUUAUCUAGAAUCAGGUUGGUUGUUCUCAAAUACACCUUUUUUUCCUUAAGCUUAUUUCAGUCAUAAAAGCGUAAUGUUUUAGUUGUCUUGUCAUUUAGUUUUGUUUUUUAUAGUUCAGUUAAUUUAAUGAAUGUAUUUUCAGCACCGUCGAGAAAUACUGAGUUAAGUUACUUUUUCAGUGACUUUGUUGUAACUAUCUCUAAAAUAGCCUGCUAUGUGUGAUAAAAUAGCAUCUUUGGAGUAAAGAAGUGUAGAGCACAGUUCAAUUGUAUAGUUUAUAAUAACUCAUUUGUGGCAACUAGUCAGCUAGAAUGAACCAGACGGGACAAAAUUCAUUUCGUGUAAAAUCAGGCUCGUAAUUUUACCAAUCAGUCGUUUAUAACAACUAUGUUUUUUUUCUUGAAUUAUGCUAUGUAGUCUGUGUUGUUGCUUAUUGUAUUAUAAUUGCAAAUAUACUCAUACUUAGAAAGCGACUCGUGUCUUGGCAAUGCAUAAUCGGAGUUUCUUAGACGGGUGAGGUGCGCGUCCAGAACGCGUCUGAAGUGCGGUCUAAACGCGGCCACCGUUGGACGGUUUUGUAAGUUUAUAGGUACAGAAGCAUCGCAUUAAUUAGGUACACAGUAUGGAUAUUUUGUUAUUGAUCUAAUUACAGUGAGACUGACUUAAGGGAGUUAUUUAUCCUCCUCUUAUUUAGGUUUUCAUUCAACAUUUUUGAUUAGUUUUUUUUGUUAUAGCGUAGUCCUUCCUUUGGCUCUUUGGGAAACGAGUAUUCAGAAUAAGAAAGCUUUUGUAUUUGAGUAGUAUUCAGGUGGUCUUUUUUUUCUUGAAAUUGUUUGUAUGUUAAAUUUGGCAGGGUUUUAAUCAAAGUAAUUUUUCAAGAGUGUUCAGUUCAGUUUGUUUUCUUUUAAUUAUUUUUCGUUGAUUGUUUUUGUAAAAUUUUCCAUCUUUUGUGGCUACCACCUUCACCUGAUUGAUCUAGGAUUGUAUUGUUACCAAACGCUCUGAACAAAGGGAAGGAAAGUAAAUAUAUUUUUAGCAGAUAUAAGAAAGCAGGCUGCUAUAUAAAGCCAAGCUGUUGUUUUAACACCACCUAGUGGUCAAUCAAGUUCUGAAAAAAAAGCGCAUUUAUAGUAUAGAGUACCGAUAUUGAACGCAGAGUGCAGACUUCUUUGUAGUGUGUAAGAUUCUCCAGUAAAAUAUAUAUCCACAUGUAUCUUCAUAUACCUCAUGUUAUAGAAAGAGUAGAGACUAUUGUAUUGUGGUAAAUAAAUAAAGCUUCUACCUGAAUUUUU